This is a messenger RNA of Ostreococcus lucimarinus CCE9901, 672 nucleotides long. RefSeq lists its product with no specific name. The record is from RefSeq and is a predicted model, not a curated record. The coding region runs from base 1 to 672 and encodes 223 amino acids. NCBI's taxonomy places the organism in Eukaryota, Viridiplantae, Chlorophyta, Mamiellophyceae, Mamiellales, Bathycoccaceae. The transcript has a single exon.
AUGGACGACGCGUGCCCGGUGCCGCGGGAUCAGCGGCCGCGGGCGCAGUACGAGGAGCUCAGGGACGGGGUGGUGCAGUCGUGGCCGACGCGCGGCGCGGCCGGCUACGCGGCGCGCGUGACGGGGCUGUUUGGGUUCUUUUACGGCGUCGUCGCGUACCCGAUCGCGUGUGAGUCGUACGAUCCGACGAGUCAGUUCACGGAGACGUGCGUGAGCGCGCUCGUGGGGGCGUCGGGAGCGACGGCGGCGAUGGUGUUGAACAUGUACAACGGGUGGUCGUACGUGCGCGACAGGUUGUUGAGCGCGACGGUGGAGUACGAGGAGACGGGGUGGUACGAUGGGCAGGUGUACGUGAAGGAUCCGGAGAUGCUGGCGAGGGAUAGACUUUUGGGGACGUACACCGUGCGACCGGUGGUGGAGAUGUUGAGGAAAACGUUGAUUGGGUGCGGGGCGACGGCGAUGAUUUCGCUGCUCGCGCUGCGAGUCAUCGACGCGCCGAGCGGGCAGGGUCGAGGCGAUUUCGGCGCGCAACAAGGGUAUUACUCCGAGACGUCCGCGGCGAAAUAUGAAGAAGACGAGGAGGAGGAGGAAGACAUGGAGCAAAUGCAAGCGAGCGCGUUUCGUUGGUCUUCUGACGCGGACGCUCCGGCGAUCGAGAUUUCCAGAGAAUGA